This is a messenger RNA of Punica granatum (pomegranate), 1901 nucleotides long. The record is from RefSeq and is a predicted model, not a curated record. NCBI's taxonomy places the organism in Eukaryota, Viridiplantae, Streptophyta, Magnoliopsida, Myrtales, Lythraceae.
UAUGUGAAUGGACAGAAAGUUUUUUUUUUUUUUUGCCCGUUUCAAAAUUUUCCGUCAAGCCCUUCUCUUUUCAAGAAGGGAACAACGCUACAGUUGUCUCUCCCUCUCCCUCUCUGCUUCGGGUUGACUUCUAUUUGACCCGUCACUCGCAUGAAUUCCCUCCACCUCGAAAACAGUCAGAGCAGCUUCCCCUCUCUGAGUUCUCUCUAGCUCCUCUCCCCUCCGCCGCUCAAUCAAAGUCGCUUCCCGCCAUAUCAUCUGUCCGAGGAACAUGUCGGCUGUCCCCACCCUCCGGCCCGUCACCAUCUCUUUCUCCGACAUCAAGGAACGUUGACCUCUCGAUGAAGAUUGAGGAGGGAUUUGGACCCAAUGGACUCGGGAUAAUAUCAGUAUCAGAGGUUCCUGGUUACUCUUCAUUGCGUCAAAAUCUUCUUCGUCUUUCGCCUAGGUUGGCCCGUCUUCCUGAGGAGACGAAGGCUAAGCUUGAAGAUCCUGCUAGCAGGUACAACUUUGGAUGGAGUCAUGGAAAAGAGAAGUUUGAAUCAGGGAAACCCGAUAUGUUGAAGGGCUCAUUCUAUGCUAAUCCUAUCCUAGAUAUUCCAACAACUGAGGCGUCUCUAGUUAAACGGUAUCCAUCUUAUUGCGGAUCAAAUAUUUGGCCCAAAGAUGCCCUCCCUGAGCUCGAGCAUGCGUUCAAAGCUCUUGGAAAGCUGAUCUUUGAUGUUGGUUUAAUGGUGGCUUAUCACUGUGAUCAAUAUGUAAGAAAAGGGAUUGGGAAGGGAGAAAAUGGAGAACUUGAGCAGACCCUUGCUCGCUCCCGCUGUCAUAAAGGUCGCCUGCUCUAUUAUUUCCCAGCAGACAAUAGUAAAUUUACCGAAAGUAAUGGUUCUAUGUCAUCAUGGUGUGGCUGGCAUACAGACCACGGGUCUCUGACAGGUCUUACCUGUGCAAUUUUUAUGGAGGAUGGCUUUGAAGUCUCUUGCCCUGAUAAUGCUACCGGACUUUAUGUUAGAACACGGACCGAGCAAAUUGUCAAAGUUGUCUAUGGGGAAGAAGAGAUAGCUUACCAAAUUGGUGAAACUACCGAAAUACUGUCUAGAGGCUACCUUUGUGCAACACCUCACUGUGUCCGGGCACCUCAAGGAGAGUCCACUUUGGGUGUUGAACGUUCGACAUUUGCCUUGUUCAUGCAACCCGAUUGGGAUGAGAAGCUGAACUUUCCCGAGGAGGUCCACAUUCACAAAGAGCUGAUUGCAUCAAACAGUGCUCUCACUUUCGGGGAAUACUCAGAACUGCUCCUCGACAAAUACUAUCACACAAGGACAUGAUGACUCUUUCUCAGAAACAUUUCACAAAAUGUUCAGCUACGAGGAGUACGUAUCCCCGGACAGUGCAUAGCCAGGAAACUCAUUAAUAUUUGCAAUGUCGAGAACUAGCCCCAUGUCAGAAUUUCGUGGCACGGUAUAAUUGUCUGAUUAGUCGACUAUGUUUGGACAAAUUUACGAUGUCACCCCUCUGAUCAGCAUGUUUGGAAUACGAUAGGUCUGAAAGCACUCGAGCUGCACACAAUGCAUGCAUGCAUCAUUUGACUGAACAAAAAGAAUGCGACAUUGCAAUUUGCUAUUCUUUUUUCAGAUAUUCUUUGAAAGUCGGGGAAAGCGCAAGUAGAAAAGUUUGGUGUCGGCAUCAACUGAGUUUGGUUGAGCUAACAAAGUUGAUUUUCCCCAGAUCAACUCAGGUACAAAGCUUCUCUCAGGUUCGACAUAGUGUUACCUGCUGUAUUCAAACUCGGAUAUCAUAAAGCCAUGCAGCGGGUACAUAUCAAUUGAUAUAUCUCUGUAUCGAGCUUAAUCUGAAUUCUUAACGGUGAUUAUGAUCGAAUUUUAAAUUUUCUUAGUUAA